This is a messenger RNA of Closterium sp. NIES-65, 885 nucleotides long. The record is from the annotation of a GenBank genome assembly. NCBI's taxonomy places the organism in Eukaryota, Viridiplantae, Streptophyta, Zygnematophyceae, Desmidiales, Closteriaceae.
AUGGGCUUCCCAGAGGCUUAUGUGAGAUGGGUGGAAGGGUUGCACCACGGGGCGGCCACCGGCAUCUGCAACGAUGGCUGGCUUGGAGAGGAGGUGCCGGUGCAGACUGGGCUGGACGAGGCGGAGAGGCUGCUGAAGGAUUUCGAGCAUCAGUCUGGGCUGGCGGUGAACUGGGACAAAUCAGUGGUACUACCGCUUGGGAAGCAGCGUGAUCUGCCGCCGCCGACGGUUAGGUUGUCCAAGUGGGCGUCGCGGGAUGACCCUGAGCGCCUGCUGGGGGUUUGGAUCACGCCAGGUGGGGAUGCAAGGCCAUCGUGGAAGAAGGCACUGAGAAGAAUAGAGGCGGAGCUGAAAAAAUGGGAGGCGAAAUACCUCACCACGACGGUGCGAGUGACAGUGGUCAAAUCAUACGUCACGCCCAUAGCGAUGUUUCAGGCACCAGUAUACCCGCCCCCGGACGCGGCCUGGGAGGAGCUGAGGAGGUUAUGCCAUGCGUUUGUCUUCGGAGGGAGAGCGAGCGGGGAGCCGGGUUUCAUCCUCUGGAGCGGGGAUCUGAUGCAGUUGAAGAGGGUGGAUGGCGGCUUGGGGGUGAUAAACCUCAAAGAUCGCCUAGACGCGGAGGCGCUCCAUGCACUGGCGCUCCUGCUCACGGAAGAAGUGCCGCAGAGGCGAGUGCUGGCGGAAAAUGCGGCGAAUCUCCCGCUGGGGUAUGCGUCAUUCAUCGCGCAUGAGUCCCUGUUGAAGGCGUGGGGCUCGGGGAGCGAGCGCUGGAAGGCGAUUGCUGCUGCGGUGAUGGCCUCGCCGUUCGCCAGGAAUCUGCCAACCGAUAACAGAUGGGACACGGAGAAGGAGAGAGUACUUUUUAACACGCACAUCAUAGCUUAA